AUGCCAUUUGAAGACUCCAAAUACGAUAUUGACGAAGAGACGCGGAACCUCCCUUCAACAGUUUGUUAUUUCCCAACUUUGGCAGAUUUAGAUACCCAUUCAAGUGACGAUGCAAUCGAAGACUCUAACGAAUCAGUCUUGAAAAAAAUCAGCUUGUUGCAAAUCAAGCUAGAGCAGUUGCAAUACUCAAGGGAUUCAAAGAACAUGGGUGGGUUAAAUUGGAGCUUCAACAAAUUCUCGGGCCACAUAUUAUACGAAUUAGCUAAUGAAGUUUUUGGAUUUAACGGGUGGUCCACGUCAAUCGAGGAAUGCGUGAUGCUGGACGUGAAUGUUGUUAAUGAUGAAGGGGUCCCUGCCACUGGUCAUUUGAGUAACGAAGCAGCCCCAAUUUCUUCAAAUGUUUCAGCGACAACCUUAAGCAGUACGCCAACGGCCCCAAAUAGCGAGGAAACGAAACAAAGGUACUCGGCAAAGUGUAUUUGCGUCGUACGCUUGACCUUACUGGAUGGUACUUGCACCGAUGGCGUAGGCGAAGGCUCGGCUUCCAAUAUACCACAUAAGUAUAUGUGCUAUUCCAAAUGCAAGAAAGAGGCUGUUACUGAUGGAAUGAAGAAUGCAAUUAUCGGCCUACGCGACUUAUAUUUCAGGUACGAGCUGAAAAAGGCUAGUGAAGAACUUGGAAUUGAUGACCCAAGCAGUCAAAAUUAA
Lodderomyces theae is the source of this 708-nucleotide messenger RNA. RefSeq names its product Rad59p (gene RAD59). Gene Ontology annotation, molecular function: hydrolase activity, hydrolyzing O-glycosyl compounds. Bases 1 to 708 code for a protein of 235 amino acids. Lineage: Eukaryota; Fungi; Ascomycota; Pichiomycetes; Serinales; Debaryomycetaceae. Gene Ontology annotation, cellular component: nucleus. The record is from RefSeq and is a predicted model, not a curated record. Gene Ontology annotation, biological process: carbohydrate metabolic process; mitotic recombination; double-strand break repair via homologous recombination. The transcript has a single exon.